Vanrija pseudolonga is the source of this 1482-nucleotide messenger RNA. RefSeq lists its product as uncharacterized. Lineage: Eukaryota; Fungi; Basidiomycota; Tremellomycetes; Trichosporonales; Trichosporonaceae. The record is from RefSeq and is a predicted model, not a curated record. The transcript is spliced from 6 exons. Bases 1 to 1482 code for a protein of 493 amino acids.
AUGAUCGGGGCGGUCCACUCGCACUCGUACGCCGUCCGCGAGCUUACCUCCUUGCGCUCCGUCCGCCAGCCUUCAUACCGGCUCGAGGUGAUACGGUCGUAUGUGCGUGCCAAGAUGUCGCGGGCAAAGCACCCCUCCGAGGUGGCCGCCAAGCUCGAGAGCCUCGAGGCCGAGUUUCCGCACUACGACCACACCUUCAGCCUCGUGCGGAAAGAGUCUGGGCUGGACGCGUUUGAAGGCGCGUCGAGGGGCCAGCGGGCCAACACAACCGUCGGGCCGAUCGACUCGAUGGAGUAUCUGCUCAAGUAUCUCCGUACCCCAGCGGCUGAGGACCCCGAAAUCGCAGAGGCGUACAUUAACAACUACCUCGCCACGAAGCGAGCGCGAGACCUUUCUGGUCCCCAGCUUGUUGACAAGCUCAACAUUAUCUUGAAGAAUGCACCGCUGCUCAAAGAGCAGAUUGAGGCCAUCAAGAGCCAGUUCACGCCAGAAGAACUCGCGGCGAUGAAGUCCAAGCCCGAGGUGCUCAGCACGACGGUCGGCGCGAUCCACUCGCGCGAGUACCUCCUCUCCAAGCUGGACUCGCGGCACAACAGCAGCACCUGGGCCAACGACUGCAUCCGGUCGUACAUCAUGAACAAGAAGAAGCGCGGCGCGUCCGUCGCGCACAUUGACGAAAAGCUCACGAUGGUCGAGCAGCUGCGUCGGCAAUACGCGCACGAGUUUGUGGCCUGCCGCGUCGAGUUCGGCCUGCCCUUCUCCCGCAUCAUCACGGACGCCGACCUCAACGGCGCGCCAGUGACGCCCCUGCCAGCGGGGUACGGCAACGUACUGUCCGAGCACAGUGCAGCGGGGCUCGACGCGCAGUUCAGCGGAGCGGCGAGUACGUCCAACUCGCAAACAGUCGCACGGAGCGCCGCGCCGAGCGCGUACCCGCUCCCAUAUCCGGGCUACGCGCCGCCGACGCACGCGUCCCCGCCACCAGUCCCACCGCCACCGCAGCGGACGUACAUUGCUCCAGCAGUGACCCGGCUCGAGGACGACACGGCGACGCAGCACGGCGAAGCGCUGCCGGCGUACACGCUCGAAGACGCCGAGUGCGAGGCCGCCGUGCGGAUAGGGCAGGCACAGGCAAGAGCAACGGUGGCAGUGGGGGGAACGGCAAGCCGAGCCCCCGACACGGCAGUCCCCGACAGCACGGCCGACCUGCUCGCGCGGCUCCGGCUAGCGGAGGAGGCGCAGGCGCAGGCCGAGGCGGCGCGGCGCGACCUCGAAGCGCGCCUCGCUGCUGCCGAGGCGGCGGCACUGGCCAAGACAGGCGCGAACCCCAUGGCGAACCCCACGCCCGCCGACGCCGCCAAGCCGCCACUCGCACAGCUCCUCGUCUCACAGUACAUGGUUGCGUCUGAUGCUCCAACAAACGCCGCUGCCCAACCCUCGCCAGCGUCGGCGAGUCUGGGUACACCACACCCACAGCAGUGA